UCCAAACGUUCAGAUUCGGCUUAAUUAAUACAGGAUUCUUGCAGUCGCACAACAGCACCAGCAGGGAUAAAAUGUGACGGAGAGCCCGGGUCCAGCUGCGCACAUACUAAAGCCAUUUUCCUGUUGACUGCGCUCGCCACGUUGGUUCACCUACGUGUGUGUCACAUUCUUCUGCGCACCGCAACGUUAUGUUUGUGAUGAGGCGGGAAAUGGCGUCCGCAGACAUGGUCGAUCUGUGACUAGCUACUGAGCGACGGACACAGCUGGCGGCAACAACCACGGCCCGAUCUUUGUCCGUGGCCGCCACGGUCGUGGCCGAGAGCUGACAACGCUGCGGGACGUUUUGAAGAGCUUCCUAGAUCAUCGAUUUUUCUAUGUGACGUUGGUACAUGAUGAAGCUGAGAGUGCGUAAAGCUCCUCAGCAGCCGAGCGUAGGCCAUCAAACCCACCCGUCCCAGGCCAAAAGGAAACACUGUGAAGUGGAGCCAUCGCCGGUGAGAGGUCGAGGCAAAAUGCAGAAGAAUGAGACAGGCCUGUUCUCCACUAUCAAGAAAUUCAUUCGUGGAAAUGCAGUCAAGGUGGAGCAGGAUAUUCCUGCCAAGCGGAGUCGUAUUGAUUGUAAUCCCGACGGUGAUCUCAUUACUUCAACACCACAGACUAGAGGCCUCUCUAAUAAAUCCGUAUCCAGAGUUUGCCGGAAAAGUCCAAAUAAAGACACCAUGACCUGCCAUAGUAAACCAAUUAAACCAAACGGUAAACUGGAGGCCCCUGUCGACUCAACGAGCAGCCCAGCACGCACCACCCUCCUUGGAACCAUCUUCUCCCCAGUCUUCAACUUUUUCUCACCAGCAACUAAAACUGCCACUCCUGGCUCUGAUUCUCCCGGCCAAGCCAUGGAGGCAGAGGAAAUCAUGAAACAGCUGGACAUCGAGCAGGCUGAAGAGAUGCCGAGCAGCACUCUCACAUCCACCCUCACAUCCACCGAGGGCAUCGCUCCGUGUCACACUGCUCCGAUUUUACCACAGAGGCUCCACAUUACCUCCGAUACAACCAUAGAAGAAGGAGAGAUCGUCACUGAAACUGACAUGCCCCCGUUAACAGCUCCUGGGUGUAUGCCAGAUGGCAGCUAUCCACACUCAUUACCUGCAGUUCCAGCAGAACCCUCAUACGAUGAGGACUGGGAAGUUUUCGACCCGUACUUCUUCAUCAAGCACGUGCCUCCGCUGACAGAAGAGCAGUUAACACGCAAACCGGCCCUGCCUUUAAAAACACGCAGCACACCAGAGUUUUCUCUUGUCCUUGAUCUGGAUGAAACUCUGGUUCAUUGUAGUUUGAAUGAGCUCGAAGAUGCAGCUCUGACAUUCCCCGUGCUUUUUCAAGAUGUAAUAUACCAGGUGUAUGUUCGGUUGAGGCCCUUUUUCAGAGAGUUUCUCGAGCGCAUGUCUCAGUUGUACGAGAUUAUUCUCUUCACUGCUUCAAAGAAGGUCUAUGCUGACAAGUUGCUCAACAUCCUGGAUCCGAAAAAACAGUUAGUAAGACAUAGACUAUUUCGUGAGCACUGUGUGUGCGUUCAAGGAAAUUACAUUAAAGACCUAAACAUUCUCGGGCGGGAUCUUUCCAAAACUGUAAUAAUCGACAACUCACCCCAAGCCUUUGCUUAUCAGCUUUCCAAUGGAAUCCCCAUUGAGAGCUGGUUUGUGGAUAGAAAUGACAACGAGCUUCUAAAGCUUAUUCCUUUCCUCGAGAAACUUGUGGAGCUGAAUGAAGACGUCAGACCGCACAUCCGAGAGCGGUUUCGUUUGCACGACCUCCUCCCUCCAGACUGAGGUGCUAAUGUUCAUUUACAAGAUUGCAGUGGAAGAAGGAAAAAACAAAUGGACUCAUAGAAGGAUGUCUUCAGUGGAUUCAGCUCUGAAUGGCAGUGUUACAUACACAACAUUGCCAUUAUUAUAAUUUUUUUAAGUCGUACAAAAAAAGAAAAAAUGAAAAUUAUGCUCGAGUCCACAAAAAAGUCCUGGAUGUUUAUACACACACACACACACACACACACACACACACACACACACACACACACACACACACAGUGAAGGCAGACUCAGAGCAGAGGUUUCUUAGCUCACUUGUUUUCAGUGCGACCUUGCAGACGGCCUCCUGGAAGGUAUUUUGUCAUUUGACAAAACUGAAUGUCACAGUGUUGGAUUACAAGGACAUUGUUGGUUUCCUCCUGACCUCCAGUGGCCAGUCAAACCUGUAAAAUAUUCACUCUAUUUGCCUGUAAAUAUAUGUACAUAAUUGUUUUGUUUUUUUGUUUGUUUGUUUUUCUCUUGAGGUUUUUAAGUCCUUUUAGUUUCACUUCAGAUUUUAGUAUGUUCUCUGACUCGGUUGCUUUUUUCUUUUUUAACUGAUAAAAUGUUGUUUUGUUUGAACUUGUUGAUAAGCAGCUGCUUUUCUGUUGUAUGCCUGCAUAAUUCCUGUGAUGCUUUACUCCAUUACAUGCAGUCGUCUCUUAUAAGGUGCAGUUUAAAGAAAAAAAAAAAAAAGGAAGAAGAAAAGAAAUGAGUGUCUUUGGGAGGAAAAAUGUUUCUGAAAUAAUAUUUUAAAGCUAUGAAAUGUAAGAUAGACUAGGGUCUCAAAUGAAUACCAACCCAUAAUGGCCGAAUCUUAAUUUUGGAGAUUUUUAUUUAAGAGUCCGCUUCUGGUUGCGACAUUUUGAUCGUCCUCUUUGACAGGAGGGGUGGGUGGGAGGGUGGGGUUCAGGCAUCUUGCACUUUGACAUCCAGCCCUUUGUAAGUUGAUGUAAACUCUUGUCACUUUUCUACACAGGUCUGUAUCGCCUAAAUUUGUUAUGUGGGGGGAAAAUGAAAUUGUAGCACCAGCAAAUUGCCAACAUGUUUGCUUUGAAUCUUCUUUUCCAAGACGUCUUGUAUGUGGGAUCUUUGAUGUAGGAGUCACGAGUUUUAUUGACUUAUUGAAUGAUCACUCCUGGUGUAUUCAGUGUUACUCAAUGGUUUCCUUGAAAAUAAAUACAUUUUUAUACGA
Molecule: messenger RNA, 3039 nt
Organism: Pundamilia nyererei
Lineage: Eukaryota; Metazoa; Chordata; Actinopteri; Cichliformes; Cichlidae
Gene: ctdspl2a
Product: CTD (carboxy-terminal domain, RNA polymerase II, polypeptide A) small phosphatase like 2a
Exons: 13
Coding region: 390-1826 (478 amino acids)
Molecular function (GO): phosphatase activity
Source: RefSeq, a predicted model, not a curated record